ACAGUUGUGAGCAAAUUACAAUGGAAAACCUUUAAAUGUCCAAAAUCAGAAUCAUGUCCAACCAAGUGUUCUUGUUGGAAAAUACCAAACAAGGAAGUAUUUUUAAUCGAUUGCUCCUACAAAAAUUUAACGGCAGUACCAACGAAUAUGAAUGGUAUUCCUUAUUAUCGUAGCGAAAUAAAUCAAUCUAUUGGAAUUCCGCUUUUAACGAAAUUACGUCUUGCGAACAACAACAUCAGCGAUGUAUCUGUGAAGGAAUUGCCAUUGAAUGUGGAGGUUUUGGAACUGCAUAAUAACAGCAUUAAAAGAUUGAAAUCAGAAGUUAUACAAUAUUUAAGGAACUCCACGACGCUAAAGACGCUUACACUACAUGGUAACCCAUGGACAUGUGAUUGCGACUCAAGGGAUUUCGUAGACUUUAUCCAGUCACAAACUUCUAAGCGAAUUUUGAAUUUAUCAAUGAUCGAAUGUACAGAUAUCAAAAUUCCUAUACUAAAAAUAAGAAUGGAAGAUGUUUGUCCAAACAACGUUAUGAUAUUGAUAGUAGGUGUAAGUUUCGCUGUUAUUAUUACUGCAUUAAUCAUUAGUACUGCAAUAGCACUAUAUUAUCGAUACCAACGAGAGAUCAAGGUAUGGUUGUAUGCUCACGAGUUCUGCUUAUGGCUGGUAACAGAAAAUGAAUUAGAUAAGAAUAAGUUGUACGAUGCGUUUAUCAGUUAUUCACAUCAUGAUGAAGAUUUUGUUGUAAAUGAGCUUAUUAAAAAGUUGGAAGACGGCCCUAGACCUUUCAAACUGUGUGUGCACUUUCGUGAGUGGCUGGCUGGGGAAUACAUACCAACCCAAAUUGCUCGUUCUGUCGAAAAUUCAAGACGGACGAUAGUAGUAUUGUCAACUAAUUUUAUAAAUAGCGUUUGGGGACGGAUGGAAUUCAAAGCAGCACACUGUCAAGCUCUCAGUGAAGGUAGAACAAGAGUGAUUUUAAUUCUGUAUGGUGAAAUCAACGUUACUGAUAACUUCGACCCAGAUCUUAAGGCGUACUUAAACAUGCACACAUACAUAAAGUGGGGAGACCCGUCAUUCUGGGAUAAACUACGAUACGCUCUACCACAUCAUCCAGAAUUAAAAAGUAAUUAUAGCUAUGGGGAAACUGUUUCGGACACAUUUGCUUUAGAUGUAAUUAGGCAGCAGUAAGAAACUAAGGGGGAAAAUAAAAGAAGGUUCCGAAAUUAUAUAAUCAUAUGUAACUGAUUGGUAACUUUUUUGUACGAACGAUUUUGUUUGAAAACAUUACGUUUCGAAAUAAAGUUACAAGAACAUAAAAAGCAGUUGAUUAUUAGAAAU
Megachile rotundata (alfalfa leafcutting bee) is the source of this 1341-nucleotide messenger RNA. RefSeq names its product protein toll-like. The record is from RefSeq and is a predicted model, not a curated record. Gene Ontology annotation, molecular function: signaling receptor activity. Gene Ontology annotation, biological process: innate immune response; signal transduction. Lineage: Eukaryota; Metazoa; Arthropoda; Insecta; Hymenoptera; Megachilidae. Gene Ontology annotation, cellular component: plasma membrane.